AUGCUCCAAUCUGAGUGGAUCUCGUUACUCUGCGAAGAUGAGCAAGGCAAGUUCAAUGGUGACUCGGGCAUUAAGAUCUCCCAGUCCCAGGAACCACUCUCCGAGCUGGAGAAGUCCAUGGAUGCCAUCAUUGAUGUCUUCCACCAGUACUCAAGACGGGAAGGGGAUAGAGACACCCUGAGCAAGAUGGAGCUGAAGCUUCUGAUUGAGAAGCAGCUUGCGAACUACCUGAGGCAUGUGAAAAACAAGGCCACCAUUGAUGAAAUCAUGAAGGACCUCGAUAUCAAUAAGGAUGCGCAGAUCAGCUUCUGCGAGAUGAUGUUGCUGAUCACCCGGGUGACCAUUGCCACCCACGAGCACCUCCACGAGGUCGAGGACCAGCAGCACCAACAGCAGCACAAACACCAACACCACCACUGA
Eurypyga helias (sunbittern) is the source of this 420-nucleotide messenger RNA. RefSeq names its product protein MRP-126-like. Gene Ontology annotation, molecular function: calcium ion binding. Lineage: Eukaryota; Metazoa; Chordata; Aves; Eurypygiformes; Eurypygidae. The record is from RefSeq and is a predicted model, not a curated record. Gene Ontology annotation, biological process: endothelial cell migration. Bases 1 to 420 code for a protein of 139 amino acids. Gene Ontology annotation, cellular component: extracellular exosome; cytoplasm. The transcript is spliced from 3 exons.